AUGCCCUACGAAAAUCUUGAAAAUGCGCUCGACACUUUUGGUCCCGCUUCGAGGCAGUAUCAAGCUGUUCUCCAGAUUCUAAAAGAAUGUUUGCAUGAUAUUGAAGAGGAGAAGCAGACAAAGACUCAAGUAGAUAUAGUCGACUCGAAUAUGCUGAGCCUUGCGAUGGGAUAUUUGGAGAUUAAAUAG
Molecule: messenger RNA, 189 nt
Organism: Penicillium angulare
Lineage: Eukaryota; Fungi; Ascomycota; Eurotiomycetes; Eurotiales; Aspergillaceae
Exons: 2
Coding region: 1-189 (62 amino acids)
Source: RefSeq, a predicted model, not a curated record